CAAGUUAUUAGAAAUGGAGUUGAUACGCAGAGCUCCGCUGUUGUGAACGUGUUUUUGUCGAUUUUGUACCUUGUAGUGCUUUGUAACAAGUUUGUAAAAUGUUUGGUACUAAGAAGGAAACCAAACGAAGAGCGAGACCUGCUGGUCGUGACGGAGGCCUAGCUCAGUAUGGACUUUUUGACGUGCCCGGUCAAAUCAGCAGCAUCGACGGGAUGAACGACUUGGAUGAUGACGAUGACGAGGAUUUUGAAGCAGAGUUGGCCGCUUUGACAGGCAAUGACGAAACACCAAAACGUCGCAAAGAUGCGGCGAAAGUGUUACCAAGUGCACGGCUGGAUGUCAUGGUUGCAGAAAGUAUGAGGGAUAUUGGUGAUGAUGAGGAACUAUCAGGAGAUGAUGAUAACCCUGAUCUUUUGAAUGAGUUGCAUGAGCUGACAGGGGAAGACCCUACAGCACUAUCAACCCCUGAGCAUGAGCAGGAGCGCCCUGUUGCUGAUGAUAACGAGAAAGACAGCGAAGGAACAGUGAAACUCCUGGAAGAACGCUUAGCCAGUUACAAACUAGCUGUAAUUAAAGCAAAAGCUGACAAUGAGCCUGGUCGUGUCCGAAGAUUUAGUAGAGGGUUAAAAACCUUGGAGGAAAUGCUUGUGGGUGCAAAACGUGGACAUCCAAUCAACACUGGCGAUGUACCACCGUUACUUCCUCCUUCCGCCACUGGCCCUAUUACUAAAGAAGAAUUGCCAGCUGAUUCCACACCUACUCCAGAAGCAACUCCUGCUUUACCUGCUGCUGCACCUGCUGCGGCACCUCCACCACCUGCCGAAAAUGUUGAGGAAACUUUGCGACUAUUGAAGGAGCGCCAGCGCGAGUAUCAGCUCGCUGCAGUUGCUUGGAAGAAAGCAGGCAACACUGACGAGGCUAUCAAGCUAGUUCGUAUCUCUAAGCAAUUUGAUGUUGUUGUCAAGGCUCUCGGUGCAGGCGAUCCGAUUGAUUUGUCAGACAUGCCACCUACCCCAACGCUUCCUACAAAGACCGCCCCAGAUAGUGGAUCGCCUGCCACUGCGGGAAAGCAAGAAAGUGAGACCCAAAAUGAUCCUCCACCAAAUGCGCCCUCACCUGUAAGUGCCUCAAGUGGUGGUGACGUCCUUGGCUCCGCUUUGAAAGAACGCUUGGAGGUAUACAGGCGUAUGAAAGUUACAGCUGAAACAGAUGGCAAGGGUGCAAAAGUGCGAAUGUAUGGACGUCUGUGCAAGCAGUUUGAAGAAGCUAUUAAGAUACAUGAGCGUGGAAAGCCAAUCGAUCUGGAAGACCUGCCGACACCCCCAGGUUUUCCUCCACUUGGUACUUUAGUGGGAAACACAUCUCCACCCAAAGCAGCAGCUGAAUCAGAACCAGGAUCAGAACCGAUUCCUGAGCCUGAACCCUCGGAGAAGAUGGAUCCCACACCCACACCACAGAGGAAAGGCCCAGUUCCACCUCCACGAACUAAGCCGGCGAUAUCGCAAAGGCAGGGUCGUACGCGAGCCGAUAAGCAGUUAAUAGAACUUCAAACGCGCCAACACGAACUUAAACAAGCUGCGCUAACUGCGAAAAAGGAUGGAGACUUAGAAUUGGCAAGGACAUAUUUAAGGCAGGCGAAGGGGAUGGAGCCCUUAAUACAGGCCAGUAUAGGCGGUCUCCCAGUCGACAUGAAUUCUGUACCAUUAUCACCACUUGCAAAGCUGCGCUUGAACGAGCUUAAUGAUCCAGACAGCUUUGUCGUAGUCACAAGCAAAGAUUCCGGAGCCAUUGAGGGAAAUGGUGACGACCAGCAGAUAUACGAGAAUAUGGAAAAGCAGCUGGUGAAACACAUAAAGACUUGUCUAGCGUCGCGAGAUCAUUCCAAAGCCAUUGGUGACGUUGCCGGUUACAAUAGGUGGGAACGUAUGGCCCUUGGCUAUACCCGUGAUCUCGAUAUGCUCAGGGUCAAACGUCGUGACGGUCUUCCACCUCCUGUACAUCAUUAUGAGACCAAGUCGUUCGCCAUUGUGCAGUGCUGUACAGACUUGGGUGACAACGACAUAGAGAUUACUAUAGCAAGGGGGGUCAAUUAUCCGCGUGAAGCGGAUACCUAUGUCAUGUUUAAGUUUCCGUAUCCCUCGGAAAAUCCACCAUCAGAUAGAACAUCGACUGUCAGGGAUAGCAACAACCCGGAAUAUGAAGCAGUGUUUCCAUUGAGCGGGGCUCUCGAUCGUUCGGCAAGACAAUGCCAGCGAGUUUUCAAAAGACACAGUCUCAAAUGCGAAGUCUGGGCAAAAGGAUGCUCGCUGAAUCCUGUCCUGUGUUGCACUCACCCAAGAGGGUUUUUACGAAGUGAUAGUCUUUUGGGUACCGUGACGGUAAAGUUGCACCCUUUAGAAACAAAGUGCAUCCUCCACGACACGUUUCCGCUAAUGGACGGAAGAAAACCUGCGGGAGGCAAGCUGGAAGUAAAAAUACGGGUGAGAAAUCCAAUUCUUACAAAACAGGUCGAACAAGUUACAGACAAGUGGUUGGUGAUUGAUCAUUAAUUGAUAAGUAAGUUUGGGAUCAAAAUGCCUUUGGGACUGGUGCUAAUCAUAUGUAAUGACAGAGGAAUUCUGUUAAGUAGUAAUAAUGAUGUGCACAACGUUUAACUAAUAAUUACUUAUUGCCAAUGCCACAAAUUUAUUCCUCCGCAUACCGUAUCUCUUAGCUUUACAAAUUAUAUAUUUUAAUAUUACUCAUAUAAUAUGUAUUUAUGUAUAUAUGUAUGUAUAUAUAUAAGCAAAGUUCAUGUACCAUGA
Messenger RNA from Diprion similis, 2804 nucleotides. It is a transcript of the gene l(2)gd1, whose product is annotated as coiled-coil and C2 domain-containing protein 1-like. Gene Ontology annotation, biological process: regulation of transcription by RNA polymerase II. Gene Ontology annotation, molecular function: RNA polymerase II cis-regulatory region sequence-specific DNA binding; DNA-binding transcription repressor activity, RNA polymerase II-specific. The transcript is spliced from 12 exons. NCBI's taxonomy places the organism in Eukaryota, Metazoa, Arthropoda, Insecta, Hymenoptera, Diprionidae. The record is from RefSeq and is a predicted model, not a curated record. The coding region runs from base 99 to 2549 and encodes 816 amino acids. Gene Ontology annotation, cellular component: nucleus.